GAAGAUACGAAACUGCUGAAAAAAUUUAUUUAAUAAUAUUUUUUGCAAAAAAUACUAUUGAAAAUGUCUUUGAAGUGAGGAAGAGUGUUUUCAAAAUCAAACUUAUUAAAAUACUUCAUUAAUCUUAUGAAAUUCCAUAACUAUACGUGAGAAAUCUAAAAUAUCAAAUGCUGUAGAGAAAAAUCGAUAAUUUCGGCUAAGUGAAAAAAAAAAGAAUCCUGCAAUCAUCCAGAAAAAAAUUCAAACUUCUUAAUCCUGUGCUAUUUAAGAAGAAGAAAAAUUUUAGUGAUAUUAAAAAGUUCAGAUCAGUUUGUGGAAUUCUAGAAAACGAUCUCUUUUCUGACAUUUAUUUCCACUUCAUAUAGUAAAGGAGAUUGCAAAAAACUCUUGCCUACAUGAUUGGGACAUUUUUUAACCUUUGUCGCGCUUGUCCUUCAUCCAUGCCUCUAGAUAAGCUUCAUUCUGAAUAUAAAAGCACAUACCGCUGGCAUGAUUUCUCAGCGGGCCCCGAAGUUGUUCGUAAGCCUCCAAUGCCUAACCAAUUUGCUAGCUCAAAGGAUCACUUUUUCUCUAAAUCAACAGAGGAUGAAAAACAUUCUGAAGUCAUAAAAGCCCCCAUUAAUGAGCCACCUUUACCUCGCCGAAAAAAAUGCCCUGAACUUGCUUACCGACAUCACGAAUUUAUAGUUGAUCACGAUGCCGAUAGAACUGAUUCAUCUAACAUUACUCGUGCCCGGUCUGGAGAUCGUAACGGCACUCCAACACGUCGUAGCAAAUCAGAAGGUCCUCCACUAGCUAAUGGUCGUUGUGUAAUGGAAAAUAACGUGGAAGCAAGACAAACCAUGGAAAAGGCGGGUGAGUCAAGUGGGAUAUUCAGAAAAACAAUAUCGAAAUUGAGCACAGAGUAUCGUUUGCAAUUUGUGUGGCCCACUGUGCGAAAAGUGAAGGGGGUAGCUAAUAAUGAUGCUCACGUAUUAGACCCCCCAAAAAAAUCGCAAUCAAUGGGCGCAAUAAAAUCAGCGCAGGCAAACACUUUAGCUGGCAUACAUAAAAAGCGUACAACUAAUGAAAAAGAAGCAACGGAUCAUGAACUUGAACCGCUUGUUUGUGAUACGGUUGACGCAGCAACAACACAUGAAAAGAAAGACAUUCAGAAUGAAUAUAGAAAAAAUUUCAAAUCAGCUUUUCACAGUGAAAAGGAAAAGUAUGGUUUUGAGCAUGAAACAUUAAAUAAGGUUGACAAUAAAGUAGUCGUAAAUGGAUCUACUUAUGACCCCUCUUGGUAUAAAGAAGUUAUUGAGUUGAGAAAGAAAGCUGGCGAAUACAGGAAUCGAGGAUGGUGUGGCGAAACAUCCCGCGAAUUAUAUAAAAAGCAACAAGACUUGUGGAAGGAAGUAUCUCGUAGAAGCUCAUUAAGUGCAUUAUCGUUAGCUUCCUCAAUCAAACAACCUAUUACGAAGGAAGAUAAAGAUAGAGAGAAUAAAAUCAAAAGUUCACCAACUAAGCCAUCUCGACGCAUUCCUGGAUCAGCAAGACUGAUUGACAAUAGAACUGCAACUGAUGGAAAUUUGUUUGGUCGAUUCAGACGAGAUAACAUUCGUCAUCAUUUGGAACGUACUACAGGUUCAGCAGAUGUUGAAGAAGGUGCUUUAAUCCCAUCUCCAACUCGUGAAAAAUUAAUGCCAACAUUGCCACGUUCUAAAACGGGUAGCCCAUCAAGAGGAAGUCCUCAGAAAACUUUUAGCAGCUCUCGUCAUGGUAGUCCAUUGAAAGGAAGUCCUCAAAAGAGUCCCAAGAAAAUUUCUAAAGUGGGACGCUCUCAAUCUGUUGGACCGACAGUUUCUGAAGGCUCACCAAAGAAACAACCCAAACCAAUGAGUGCUUCUAUUACUGCCUCGACUGCAUCGUCAUCUGCUAAAGCGCACAACAAGAAAACCCCCGUCUCGACUCCAACGGCUGGAGCAGAUCAUCAUGCGAGACAAACAGCUUCCCUAUCCUCUACAAACAAAAAACAUUCACGUUCAAAAAGUAGUACGUUACCUAGCGCUAGACAAAAACCAUCAACAUUAAAUAUUCAUCAUUCAGUUAAUAAUAAUACCUUAAAUUCAUCAUCACCCACACAACAAUCAUCUACUAAGAAAACUCUUAAUCAGAAUACUAAUAAAACUAUUGCCACUAGUAAUAAAACUGAUAAGAAUAAAGAUAGUAACACACAAACUAAUAAAAAUACUGGCGAUAGUAAAAAAAUACAACCGAACAAGACCAUUGAAAACAAAAAUAUUCAAAACAAACAAAUAAAAUUAAAUAUGAGACCGACAAGUUUCAAUGGGCAAUUAUUAACUGAUAAUUCGAUGCAUGGUCAACGAUACAACAAGAAAAAAGCACUGGAAAUAGAUGAAAAUGCAGUUGAUGGUGCACCUCAAAUAUUCCAACCAGAAUCAAUUGAGCAAAUUGUAAAAUCACCACCGGAACCUACACGUGUGAAAUCUCCAGAACAAAUUGUGAUUAUGAGGUCACCAGAUCCAGUUUUUUGGACAGUUCCACUUGAUACUGGUAAAACAUUUACUGUUACACAAAAUGUUAGAAGUGAAGGUGAUGCUAAUAUUGUUCGACCACACAGUGAAUUAAAGGUUACAACGCCUUCGGAAGCGCCAAAUAAAUUAUUACCACAAGAACAUCCUCAAUCAGCUCCGCCUGAAUUGUGGGAAGAAGAUAAACCAGACUUCAAUCGAAGUCCUAAAACGGGUCAAAGUGAUGACAAAGCUACUAAAAUUGGGGAAGAGCUUUUAAAACCAUCUCAGGAAAAAACUCAAUAUGAUCGUCCAGUUCCUGGAUCAACACUUCGUUGUCUAGAUGAUCCUGGCAUCAAUUCUCCACCUAGUGGGACUGCAUCAAGAAGUGUUGUAAAUCCAGCAACUAUUGAGGUAGUUGAUAAAGCGCGUGAUCGCUUUGAUAGAUUUUGGGGUGGAAGUAACACUGAUGAUCAAAAAUAAAUUGACAUUAAAUUAAAUAUUAUUUACUUCAAGUAAUAGGUAAAGAUUAAAAAAUUAAAUUUUGAAAAUAAUUCAUUAUACGCAAAAAGUAAAUAAGAGAAAAUUAUUUGAAUUUGAACAAAGUUUCUUUUGGUAAUUGAAAAACUUUAUAAUCCCUUUUUAUCUGCCUAUUCUUCAUACUAAAAAUUAAAAAUUCAUCAAAUUGGAGGUGUUUUGUGAAUAAGCGCAUUGAAUUUGAAGUGCAUAAUGUGCACAAUAAUUUACAACUUUUUAAUUAUGUUUAAGAAAAAUAUUAAAUUAAUUUAAAAAUGAUAUCACUAGUCUACAUUUCAAAAAGUGUUGUCAUUAAAUUCAAAUUUUUAAAAAUUUCAUAUCGACAAACUCGAAUGUAAAAAUUAUUAAUGACCUUAAUGACAUCACAUUUUUGAAAUUUACCAGAAACAGAAAAUGUGAUAAUCGUUUCCAGUUAACAUUUUGCACGUUUUGGCUUAAAGUUAUCUGGAAUCUUUCUUUUUCACAUUCUGGCUAAAUAGGAUCCCAAAAGCCGUUUAGAUAUAGUAAUUCCUUUUUAUGUACAACAACAGGGUGAGCUAGAUAAGAAAAUUCGUGUUACGAAAAGAAAGCAUAAGUAUGAAAUUACCAAAAAAUAUUACUAAAGUUAAUAUCUCUAGCAAUACAUAGGCAUGUACGGCUAGGGUGAAUUUUAAUUUCUAUUCCAGUUGUUAUUCUGCUUUAAAUUAUUUUUCAAAAAUUAUUUUAUUUGUGUGAUUAUGAAAAAAUUAAAAUUUUAUAGACAAAACAAAAGCAUUUAUAGAUUGUUGAAUUGAUAAAAAGCAAGAAAUUGAUUAAAGAAUAUUUUUUUGUAAGAUCUAUUAUAGGUAUAGUAGGAUCAAAAAUUAAACAAAUUGGAUGUAUGGAUAAUUACGAGGGAUGAACCAAAUUUUUUUAUGAAACACAAAAUUGACUUGAAAGUUUUUUGUCAUUUAAUGCGUCAAUGCGAUUAUAAGAAAUAAAUUCUAAUAUGGACAUCAAUCGAAUAAAAUUUAUGACUCAGGUUUAAGAUCUCGAUAAUCUCGCGAAUAUUAAAUGAUCGCUAAUGAUGGCAUAAAAUUGAACAAAAAGCUUGAUUGCUCAAUUAAAGAUUUGACUGAAAACACAUGCUUUACGUUUCUUCAUAUUUAUUGUAUUAACUUUAGAAAUUGCCUUAAGCAUUGAAUCUUGUUGCUUUUGCUUUGAAUUAUUAUUUCCACGAAUUUUUAAUUUGGCUUCUUCACAUGACAGUUUGCCACUUUUACAAAAAACAAAAACAAAAAAAACAUGUUACAGUUCCGUCAUUCUUUGCUAUUCAAGGAUACUUAAAAAUGCAAUAAAAAAAAAAACAAACAAACAACAAGAAAAAAAGAAUCUUCAUCCAGUUUUGAACUAAAGUAUGAAUAUUUUUUGUAAUAAAAGUCACGAUAAGAAGGAAGAAUCCCGUCCAGGGGCUACAAAUUUUUUGGAAGUAAUAAGUAAAAGAAGAAAAUUAUGUUUCAUAAAGAAAAAAAAAAGUUUUACAUAAUAACAUAAAAAGUUUGAUGGAGGAAGUUUUUCUUUGAAAGCGUGCUUAUAAACCAGAAUUUUUAAGGUUUGCUGUAUCAAAACUAUAGCACAUACGCAAUAUAAAUGCAACUGCCACUCAUCUAAUGAAUUUUUCCUUUUCCUUUCUUAUUUCUAAAUACUACAAUCUUUAAAAAAAAUAUAAAAUAAAAAUUUCAUCUUUUCUAGAUAAAGUGUUUGAGGAUUAUUGAGAACAUUUAGAAAAGGUUUGCAAUAAAAAAUUAAUGAAAAAAGAAAGAAACGAAACAGCUACACAUUUACACAGACAAAUUUUAUAAACAGACAAAUUGAUAAAAAAGUGAAAUUUUAUAAGCCUUAGUUAUUAGUUCGCCGUUAGAUAUUGUUUAGUGGAGUGCGAAAUUUCAGCAUCUUCGUUAGAUACAUUGCUUCAUAUCUAGUCUUGUGUGACAUUAGUUUGCUUUAAUCUAUGAAAAGAAAAAAAAAUCAUAACGCUUUCAUGUUAAAUCCUUAAAAAAUGAGAACGUAAACAUAGCACUUUUAAUUCCUUUAGUAAAUAACAUCUUUUGUUGGAAUUAAUUUUUCUUUUGGUUCUUACCAGUUUUGGGGACACAAAUGUUCACAAUAUCUUACAGUAUUUAAAAGUGUGUGAGACCACAGCUAUUUCAAUUUACAUCAACAUUACUAAAUGCUCAUUUUACAAAGACUGAGCUAAUUUUUAUGGAUUAUACUGAUGAUAGUAACAUCUUAUGCUAGCAACUAAAAGAUUCCUGAAAAUGGUAUUUAAGCAUUCAUUGUCGUUUAAAAAAAUUAUUUUUUUUCGAUUAUUAUUUUAAUCGCAUAAUUAUCUUAAAUAAUUUAAUAGGAUACCUAGAAUACUUUAAAUAUUAUUUUAAGUUAUUUUAAUUUUACAUGGCUUUUCAAGGAAGCAAAUCAUUAAUUUUGUGAAGAUUGCAUAGCUAUUUCAAAACCUGCAUAAUUUUCCGAUUUAACCAGCUCAUUUGAUUUUCAGUAAUUAGUUUAAAAAAUAUAAAACUUACUGUUUAAUUAAAAACUUACAUAAUAAAACAUAAGACAUAUGCAGGCACAGAUACACAUACUCACAAUACAAUGAAUAAAUGUUCGAAUUUUUUUAGUGGAUAAUUGAGAAUAAAAAUUUGUAAAACAAAACAAAAAAGCUUUCAUUGUCAAAGAUAAAAAAUGUUAAAGAAAAAAAAAAUAUGGAAAUCAAACUUAGGUAUUAAACCUUUCUAAAAUAAUACAUCCCUGAUUCCUAUAAUAAAUUGAAUAGCAUUACUACUAUGUACUAAAAGUUUUAAUUCAAUUCAAACCACGUUUGUGAACAAAUAAAAAAUUGCUAAGUUAUAUAAUAAAAAGAG
Molecule: messenger RNA, 5926 nt
Organism: Chironomus riparius
Lineage: Eukaryota; Metazoa; Arthropoda; Insecta; Diptera; Chironomidae
Source: the annotation of a GenBank genome assembly